Messenger RNA from Oncorhynchus masou masou (cherry salmon), 4404 nucleotides. Its product is annotated as zinc finger protein 239-like. The transcript is spliced from 2 exons. Gene Ontology annotation, molecular function: DNA-binding transcription factor activity; RNA polymerase II cis-regulatory region sequence-specific DNA binding. Gene Ontology annotation, biological process: regulation of transcription by RNA polymerase II. Lineage: Eukaryota; Metazoa; Chordata; Actinopteri; Salmoniformes; Salmonidae. The record is from RefSeq and is a predicted model, not a curated record. Bases 2 to 1150 code for a protein of 382 amino acids.
CAUGAAUGGAGAGAAGGAAACAUUGCUGGAAGAAAUCGAACAGAGUUUACACCCUCUAACGGAGGAUAAUUUACGACACCUGUGUGAACGUUGUGGAAUAGAUGGCUCCCAAGUUAAAGGAAAGAACCAUCGCUCGUUGCGACGUAAAAUCAUGGAGGAAAUGUGGGAAAAUGCAGAUUCAGUGAAAUCGGAGGAGCAGGGAAUGUCUUGGUUACUCCGACUGAAAGACGACAUCAGGAGGAUACAGGAAGAAUCUACUGUGGGACCCAUGAGUCCCAGCCAGUCUGAUGACGAUGCUACAGACUGCGAUGAGGAAUGGGACGUGGAGGACAACGAUGGAGAUUCAGAUUCGAUGUCAUCAAGUAGGAACAAUGGGGACAACCCUAACGGUCGCUCGCUGAGUGGAAGGGUCUUAUCAUCUGGGAAGGCUCCAGGGUUGAAAGUGAUCCAGCGACCUUACAGCUGCGAUGUAUGUGAGAAAAGUUUCCCACAUUUAGGAGACCUAAAGAGACACCAGAGAAUACACACAGGAGAGAAACCAUAUGGCUGUGAUCAAUGUGGGAAGAGUUUUCGUCAGCCAGGGCAACUGACGAAACACAAGCUAACACACACCGGAGAGAAAUCUUAUCGCUGUGAUCAAUGUGGGAAGAGUUUUGCUCGAGCUGAUACCAGGACUGAACACAAGCGAACACACACAGGAGAGAAAUCUUAUGUCUGUGAUCGAUGUGGUAAGAGUUUCACUACCUUAGGAGCACUGACUAUACACCAGAGAAUUCACACAGGAGAGAAACCAUAUGUCUGCGCUGUAUGUGAAAAGAGUUUCCGUCAGUCAGGACAACUGACUAUACACAAGCGGACACACACGGGAGAGAAACCAUAUAACUGUGAUCAAUGUGAGAAGAGUUUUGCCGAAGCUGGUUCCCUGACUGAACACAGACGAACACAUACAGGAGAGAAACCAUAUGUCUGUGAUCAAUGUGGGAAGAGUUUCACUACCUUAGGAACACUGACUAUACACCAGAGAAUUCACACAGGAGAGAAACCUUUUGUUUGUGCUAUAUGCGGAAAGAGUUUCCGUCAAACGGUACAACUGACAAGGCACAAGAGAACACACGCGGGAGAGAAAUCUUACAGAAGCUUUGAUCAAUGAGGUCGAUCAUCUCGCCUGGGUUGCCCCGGUACGAAGUGUUUGCAUCUGGCGAAAGGUGAUUGCAUUCGUUUUGGAACCAGGAAAGCCCAUAUGGCAAAAUGUGCUCAAAACAAAAGUGACAUAGAUUUAUGCUCGUGGAGUCAUGACUAGGAUUCUGUGUUUUCAAAAGCAAGAAGUGAUUGCUUUAGUUAAUAUGUUUUUUUUAAUCUGCCUUCUCAAUAAAAACUCAUUUGAGCAGUUCAUAUUUUAUGGAAAAGAUAUGUAUGUUUCUGGACGACGCACCGUGCUGGCUUGUUGACAACAUGACCGAGCGAUGCAGAUUACCGCUACAUUUGAGAAGGGCGCUCCUCCAUCACCGCUUUCGCCCAUUUACGUCACGGGCCAUAGACGGGGGGGGGGGGGGGCUUAAGCAUGAUCCAAUCCGCCCACUGACUUUACACAAGCUGACGCACAACCUGGAGAGAAGCUUUUCCAAAUGUUCUGUGUGGACAGAGUUAUACCAAAGUAAGGCUUUUUGAAAAUCCCAGGAGAGAAACCAUACCUCUGUGCUAUAUGUGGAAACAGUUUUCCGUCAAGCAGUACAACUGACGAGACACAUGCUGACACACAGGGGAGAGGGCUGUGAUCAAUGUGGGAAGAGUUUUGCUCGAGCGGAUUACCUGACUGAACGCACACAAACUCACAGUUGAAGAUGCAUCAGCGAACACACACACUGGAGAGAGACAUUACAGAUGUGUGUGGUCUGCUGUGAGUUUUUAGUUUAUUAGGAUCCCCAUUAGCUACAGGAUUUUGGAUCCUCAUUCUUCACGGUUUUGAUACCGUGAAGAAACUCAGUGGUGCGUCUGGUGGGGUAUCUACAGUCUAUUCGGGAACGUGUUCAGACCCCGGGGGAGAAGGUCACUGCCCUGACCAAGAACGCGAUAGUCACUCAGACAGAGCCUCUGACAGUUCCUCUGUGGAGAUGGGAGAACCUUCUAGAAGGACAACCAUCUCUGCAGCACUCCACAAAUCAGGCCUUUAUGGUAGAGUGUCCAGGCGGAAGCCACUCCUCAGUAAAAGGCACAUGACAGCCCGCGUAGAGUUUGCCAAAAGGCACCUGAAGGACUCUUAGACCACCAUAAGCAUCAUGCUGUGGGGAUGUUUUUCAGCAGCAGGGACUGGGAGACUAGUCAGGUUCGAGGGAAAUAUUAACGGAGAAAAGUACAGAGAGAUCCUUGAUGAAAACCUGCUCAGGACCUCAGACUUGGGCGAUGGUUCACCUUCCAACAGGACAACGACCCUAAGCAUACAGCCAAGACAACACAGAAGUGGCUUCGGGACAAGUCUCUGAAUGUCCUUGAGUGGCCCAGCCGGAGACCGGACUUGAACCCGAUCUAACAUCCCUGGAGAGAACUGAAAAUUGCUGUGCAGCGACACACCCCAUCCAACCUGACAGAGCUUGAGAGGAUCUGCAGAUAAGAAUGGGGGAAACUCUCCAAAUACAGGUUAGCGUCAUACCCAAGAAAACCCACGGCUGUAAUCACUGCCAAAGGUGCUUCAACAAAGUACUGAUUUAAAGGGUCUGAAUAGUUAUGUAAAUGUGAUGUCAGUUUUUUAAUUUUAUUUGUAUAAAUUUGCAACAAUUUUGGAGAGGAAAAAAAAAAAUCGGGUUUUUUCUUUGUUUGUCAUUACGUGGUAUUGUGAUGUCAUUACGUGGUAUUGUGAUGUCAUUACGGGGGUAUUGUGAUGUCAUUACGGGGGUAUUGUGAUGUCAUUACGGGGGUUUUGUGUGUAGAUUGAUGACGGAAAACAAUUGAAUCCAUUUUAGAACAAGGCUGUAAGGUAACAGAAUGUGGGCACAAAUCAAGGGGUCGGAAUACUCUCUGAAGGCCCUCUGUCUGUUCUGAAGUGUAUACAAAUACAUUGAACAAGUGGUUCGGUAUUUUCAACACACAAAUAUAUCUUAAGACAAGACGACGUCCAUUUCUCCUCAACCCUAAAGACUAUCAACCAUGCUGUUGAUGUUAGUUCUAUGUGUGUAGUUUUAAAGGGUAAGGACGUGCUGUUUUGUUUUGAGACAGCUUUGCUCGGUCUUUCUUUUCUGCACCUGACCACAUUACCAGACAGUCAUCAAGAUGGGACAAGACCAGAGUCUGAACAACUAGUACAGUGGAUCUUUGUGUCAGAAACACAGAACAUAUUUUUAUAACAGACAAUACCCCUCCAUUUUCACAACAACUUAGUCUAACAGUUGACCAUGUUAACUUCACCUCAUCUAAACAACAACUUAGUCAAUAUGUCUUGACCAUGAUAACUUCACCUCAUCUAAACAACAACUUAGUCAAUAUGACUAGACCAUGUUAACUACACAACAACUCAGUCAAUAUAACUAGACCAUGUUAACUACACAACAACUUAGUCAAUAUGACCUGACCAUGAUAACUUUACAACAACUUAGUCAAUAUGACCUGACCAUGAUAACUACACAACAACUUAGUCUAACAGUUGACCAUGAUAACUUCACCUCAUCUAAACAACAACUUAGUCAAUAUGACCUGACCAUGAUAUUCACACCCCAUCUUCACAUGCACAACCCCAGGUGAGGUUUAGGUCUCAGAGAUGGUUGGAACCAAAUACAAUAUGACCUGACCAUGAUAUUCACACCCCAUCUUCACAUGCACAACCCCAGGUGAGGUUUAGGUCUCAGAGAUGGUUGGAACCAAAUACAAUAUGAUUUUAGAUGCAUGUACGUCCAGUUUAUUCUGUAAGUCCUUUUGCUACGAGUCUCCGUGCGCUCCCAUGGCUGUAGGUGCUGAUGUGUGUGGAGUCUGCAGUCAUCAGCAUACAUAGUAAUUUUAGCUUCUUGUAAGACAAAUGGCAAAUAAUUUGUAAAAAAUAGAGAAGAGUAAGGUGUGUUGGUUUGAUGACAUGUUGAGGGUUUCACACUCUGUGGGGUUAUAUUUACUUUACCACCUACUGUUGGUGCUUUCAUGAGAUGGCUGAGAGACCAUCACUUUAAAAACGGGCUCAUAUUGUCAAUUAAAACAAUGUUAAUGUAGAAUGUUUUGCCAAUGUUAUUGGUAGAGUUUACAUGUUGUAAUUCAAUAGGUAGAGUUCAUGUUGUAAUUCAAUAGGUAGAGUUUACAUGUUUUAAUUCAAUUUAAUUAAAAUUGAACGCGUAUGUGCUUGUAGUUAAUACACGCCACAGUAUUUUUGUUUUUAAAUUAUAAUAAAUACGAAGCUCCUAUGAACCUUGGCAUUCUUUUUUCCAACUU